Molecule: messenger RNA, 1820 nt
Organism: Haliaeetus leucocephalus (bald eagle)
Lineage: Eukaryota; Metazoa; Chordata; Aves; Accipitriformes; Accipitridae
Gene: DMRT3
Product: doublesex and mab-3 related transcription factor 3
Exons: 3
Coding region: 1-1257 (418 amino acids)
Molecular function (GO): protein binding
Source: RefSeq, a predicted model, not a curated record
AUGAGCUACGCUGAGGUCUUACCACCUCCUCAAAAGGAUACACGUUGCCAGUUCGCUAUCAGCGAACAUUUCCUGCAUUCCCCUUUGGCUGCUAAGGAAAGACUGAUGCACUGGGUGUAUGAAGAAGAGCAUACAUACAUUGCCUUCUCUGUAAUAUACCUAGAUGAAGAGUUACUGCUUCUCCAUUUGCACUGGACAGAGAGCAUAACCGAUAUAAAAACAGGUACCCAAACCAGGCAGUCUUUCACAUAUGUGUGUUUAAAAGCGCUGCCCUGUGCAGUUAAAGCAGACAUGAAUGAGGAGCGUCUGGGUGAUGCCAGUGGAGCAGACAAUGCCGAGACCUACAGUGACAAAGACACAGACCAAAGGAGUUCCCCAGACAUGACUAAAGCCAGAAGUUCCUUCACCCCUGAGAGCCCUGAAAUUGUUUCAGUGGAUGAGGUUGGUUAUGCAGUUCACAGAAAUGGUGGGAGCACAGAGAGCCGUCCAGACAGCCCCAAGUACCACCCAGAGCAGAACCACCUCCUGAUAGAAGGUCCUUCUGGGACAGUUUCUUUACCUUUCAGUUUGAAAGCCAACAGACCUCCACUUGAAGUCUUGAAAAAGAUCUUCCCUAACCAAAAGCCAGCUGUGCUGGAGUUGAUCCUGAAGGGGUGCGGCGGUGAUCUGGUGAGUGCUGUAGAGGUUCUCCUCUCCAGUAGGUCAUCAGUGGCCAGUGGUGAGAGAUCGUCUGCAGAAUCCGAUGGUCUGGUUUUGCCUUCCAGUGGGCACAUUUUUGAACACACGCUGAGUUCGUACCCUAUUUCCUCUUCCAAGUGGUCAGUGGGCUCGGCAUUUAGGGUUCCUGACACGCUGAGGUUCUCUGCUGAUUCCAGUAAUGUUGUGCCAAAUCCUCUGGCCGUACCUUUGCAGCACCCUUUCCCUCAGCCACCACGCUACCCGCUGAUGCUGAGGAACACUUUGGCAAGAAACCAGUCCAGCCCAUUCCUGCCCAAUGAUGUCACCCUGUGGAACACCAUGACGCUGCAGCAGCAGUACCAGCUGCGGUCCCAGUAUGUCAGUCCUUUCUCUAGCAACUCAGCCAGCGUUUUCCGAAGCUCGCCUGUCCUUCCUUCCCGCUCAUCAGAAGAUCCUAGGAUCUCAAUCCCUGAUGACGGGUGUCCUAUUGUGUCUAAGCAACCGAUGUACACAGAAGAUGAGUAUGAUGAAAGGUCUGAUUCUUCAGAUUCCAGGAAUACUCAACACAUCUUAGACUGACAUUCGACAUGUGAUAGCUAAGUGAUAACUUGCAGUGCAGCUGAACUACUGGGCCCUAAGAGGAGGGACAUGUACUCUACGAAACCCUUGCAACUGUAUUAAAAAGUGACUUUGCUUGGUAUUGUACUAUAGCAAUAAAGACAUAACUUAUUUUAAUUCUUGCACUUCACUGGAUAAUGCCAAAUAGCAAUACUCUGGCUUUAGUGCUGAGUGUGUGUUACAAAGGAAGACUUUACGGCUAUCAGUUAUUGGGACUCUAGAAGACUUGUAAGGAAAACAGAAGCCCAAGGUCUACUUUGUUCCUUAACUCAGAAAAAUGGGGAUGUUAAACUAGAAUACUUGAAUGCUGUUUUAUAAGAGAGAACUCCUCAGGACAUAAGAGAUCAAACAAACGUAGUUCAAUUGCAAAUGGACCAAAACAAGGACCUAACAAUCUUAUGCCAGUGAUCGUCCUUGCAGUGAAAGAAAAGGCAGAAGAAAGAAAUACACACAUGAAACUACCAUGAGCUGCUUCUGUGCCAUUUGAGCUUGGACACUUUUCAGAGAAAUAAUAUUAAGAGUUA